UGUUUCACUUUCAAACAUAAUACUGAUACAGCCAUGGCUGCAAGAGGACUUCUCACCAUUCUCUUGGCCCUCCUCGUUUCAGGUACACACCAAGCCACAUUCACAUUCAAAAACAAUUGUAGAUACACAGUCUGGCCAGGGACAUUAACAGGAGCUGGUUCAACUCAGCUAUCAUCAACAGGGUUCAAGCUUGACUCCGGAGAGUCAUCAUCACUAGUUGCACAACCCCCAUGGUCAGGUCGCUUUUGGGGUCGAACACUUUGCUCCACAACUACUACCAAUUCCUUCAAGUGUGCAACUGGAGACUGUGCUUCAGGUGACAUUGCUUGCAAAGGUGCAGGUGCAAUUCCACCAGCCGCCUUAAUAGAGUUUACUCUAGCAAUCAAUGGCAGCAACGAUUUCUACGAUAUUAGCCUCGUCGACGGCUUUAACUUGCCGAUGUCGGUGACGCCGCAGGGCGGAAAUAGCAGUUGCCAAUCCACUAGUUGUCCAGCCGAUGUGAAUCUUAUGUGCCCACCAGAGUUGGAUGUUAAGGGACCAAAUGGGGAAAUAGUGGCAUGUAAGAGUGCUUGUGAGGCAUUUGCUGACCCUAAGUAUUGUUGCACUGGCUCUUAUGGAUCUCCAUCAACUUGCAAACCAACUACUUAUUCGAUGAUCUUCAAGAAACUGUGUCCUCAAGCUUACAGUUAUGCUUAUGAUGAUAAGACAAGCACAUUUACAUGUAAUGGUGCCAAUAACUACCUUAUUACUUUCUGUCCAUGAUGUAAAACCCUAGAAUGAAAAAU
Molecule: messenger RNA, 785 nt
Organism: Telopea speciosissima
Lineage: Eukaryota; Viridiplantae; Streptophyta; Magnoliopsida; Proteales; Proteaceae
Product: thaumatin-like protein 1b
Exons: 2
Coding region: 34-762 (242 amino acids)
Biological process (GO): defense response
Cellular component (GO): extracellular region
Source: RefSeq, a predicted model, not a curated record